Messenger RNA from Mya arenaria, 1140 nucleotides. RefSeq lists its product as uncharacterized. Gene Ontology annotation, cellular component: endoplasmic reticulum exit site; COPII vesicle coat. The record is from RefSeq and is a predicted model, not a curated record. Gene Ontology annotation, molecular function: GTP binding; GTPase activity. Gene Ontology annotation, biological process: vesicle organization; intracellular protein transport; endoplasmic reticulum to Golgi vesicle-mediated transport. The transcript is spliced from 6 exons. The coding region runs from base 52 to 630 and encodes 192 amino acids. NCBI's taxonomy places the organism in Eukaryota, Metazoa, Mollusca, Bivalvia, Myida, Myidae.
AUUUAUACUAUAUUAUAUUUAUUGAGAGUUAAGUAAUAAAAGAUCAUCAAAAUGUUUUUUUGGAAUUGGAUUUUGGAUUUGUUCUCCUAUUUCGGAUUCAAGAAAAAUGCGAAACUGUUAAUCAUCGGUCUUGACAACGCCGGGAAAUCUACGUUCCUGGAUAGGCUGGCGGACAGCAGACUUGCACAAAACCCUCCCACCUGGCAAACAAGAAGCAAGCAGCUUGAUCUUGGACGGCUCCGCUUCACGGCAUAUGAUUUGGGCGGUCAUCCGACAGUAAGACGGGUGUGGAAGGAUUACUUUCCGGCGGUAGACGGGAUUAUAUUCAUGGUAGACUCAGCCGACUCGAAAAGAUUUGAAGAGGCAAAGACAGAGUUAGAUAGCGUGUUGACAUGUGAUGUUUUACCGGACGUUCCAGUGGCCGUGCUCUUUAACAAAAUUGACCGGAAGGAGGCGGUCGAUGAAGACCUACUCACCGCACAACUGAACCUUCAUACCAGCAAGACAGGAAAGGAAUAUACACCGAGGGAGAAAGUCGGUCGACGCCCCGUCGAGACAUUUCCAGUGAGCCUGGUCAAGCUUAUGGGAUACGGCGAAGCAAUGCGAUGGCUAGCGUACUAUAUAGAAUAAACAGUGCAAUUGUGUUUAUUUUAUGUUCGUCAUUUAUUUUGCUUUUAUGUUUUUGUUCUUCAUAACUUCGUUAAUUUACUUCAGUAUGUUCCAUUGUACGUUGCUAUUACGAGGCGUUAUCAUACACUAUAUUACGUUUACCUUGCCCAAGGUGCGUUGUGCCAGAAAUGCAAAUCACGAUAUUAAAAAUAUUAUUGUUAACUUUUUCCAGAUAAACAGUGUUUUGUGUAUUGUAUAUGUAUAUAAUAGAUAAACAAAAAAUAUAUACGACUUUUUGUGUACCGCGCGAGUAUUAUAUGUUUUAAACACGUCUUUUUUACAAUUCAUAUAUGAAGUAUUCUUUUGAUUAUUGUUGUCCGGUGAAAGUCAAAAACUAGCGAACAUGCUUAAGAACAAUAACUACACCUCAUAAAAGAGAUGGCAGAGUGAGAGAGAGAGAGAGAUAUUCUUUAUUUCCUCCGAUAAUGAAGAGACAUGACACAUUAUAAUCAGAACAUAAUACAAAGGAAC